GAGUGAGGCGCGCUGCGCGUCCCCGCCGCUCCCAGGCCACGGAGCGUCCUUGGAAUCUCCCGUUUAACCGGGAUUAUCACGAAUUUUCCGCCCGCUCCGCGCUAAACCACACUGCGAAGGCUGAGUGGCGCUGCGGUGUCCGGGAGAGCAGCGGAAAAGCAUCCGUGAGGCGGUGCGCUUCCCCUCAGGGCCGCGCUCCCCUCACGGCUGUGGGCAGGGGGCAGCGAGCGCGGCCGCGGUUUUUUUCCAUGGCUGCCGCAGUCGUGUGGCGCCGCGGGGCCGCCUGGCUCAGGAGCUGCCGAGGGAAGGUCCUGCGGCGCGGAGGGAGCCCGGAGCCCCGCGGUGUGCCCCGGGCCAGGGGCUAUGCUGGCUCCCGGGAGGUGGUGCCGACCUGCGAGCGGUACGCGGUGCGCAGGCUGCCCUUCGGCCGGCUGGCGGACGGCGAUGUGGCCUUCUUCGAGCGCCUCCUGCCCGGCAGGGUGGUCACCGGCGAGGAGGAGGUGAAGCCGUUUAAUGUGGACUGGCUGAAGUCGGUGCGAGGCUGCAGCCAGCUGGUGUUGAAGCCCCAGACAACAGCAGAGGUGUCUCAGAUUCUCAGGUACUGCCAUGAGAGGAACCUGGCAGUGAGCCCUCAGGGAGGAAACACAGGCCUUGUUGGGGGCAGCGUUCCUGUCUUUGACGAGAUCAUUCUUUCCACUGCUCUCAUGAACCAGAUCAUCAGCUUUGACAAGGUGUCUGGAAUCCUUGUGUGCCAGGCAGGCUGUGUGUUGGAGAGGCUCAGUGAGUACUUGGAGGAGCAGGGGUUCAUCAUGCCACUCGACCUGGGGGCCAAAGGCAGCUGCCACAUCGGGGGGAACGUGGCCACCAAUGCCGGGGGCCUGCGGCUCUUGAGAUAUGGCUCUCUGCGAGGGACCGUGCUGGGCCUGGAAGUGGUGCUGGCUGAUGGCUCAGCUCUGGACUGCCUGACCUCUCUGCGCAAAGAUAACACGGGCUAUGACCUGAAGCAGCUCUUCAUCGGAUCCGAGGGGACCUUGGGAGUUAUCACUGCUGUCUCCAUACUCUGUCCUCAGAAACCUAAGGCUGUGAAUGUGGCAUUCCUAGGGUGUCAGAGUUUUGCCAAGGUUCUGGAAACAUUCACAACCUGCAGAGCCAUGCUGGGCGAGAUCCUGUCUGCCUACGAGUUCAUGGAUGAGAAGUGCAUGGAAUUGGUUGAGACACAUCUCAAGCUGUCCAGCCCAGUGGCAGACAGCCCUUUUUAUGUUUUAAUUGAAACUUCGGGCUCCAACUCAGCUCACGAUGAAGAGAAAUUGAACAGCUUCCUAGAACGGGCCAUGGCUUCUGGUUUGGUGACCGAUGGAACUGUGGCAACAGAUGAUAAGAAAAUAAAGGUGCUGUGGAGCCUGCGGGAGAGAAUCACCGAGGCCCUCACUCACGAGGGUUAUGUGUACAAGUAUGACAUCUCCCUGCCCGUGGGAAAGCUCUAUGACCUUGUGACUGACACGAGGGCUCGGCUGGGCCAGAGUGCCAAAAAUGUGGUGGGCUAUGGCCACUUGGGAGAUGGGAACUUGCACUUGAACAUCACAGCAGAGUCCUACAGCCACUCCCUGCUGGAUGCCAUCGAGCCCUUCGUGUAUGAGUGGACUGCGAGAUGCAGUGGGAGCAUCAGUGCAGAGCACGGGCUGGGCUUCAAGAAGAGGCAGUUCAUUGAGUACAGCAAACCACGUGAGGCAGUGGUGCUCAUGCAGCAGUUCAAAGCCAUGCUGGACCCCAAAGGGAUCCUCAACCCCUACAAGACACUGCCUGAGAGGAGCACAUGCUGAGGAGGCAGCAGAGCAAGGCAGCUCCAGCUCUGUACCUGCACUUGGGCCAUAAGCACCCUGGAUCAGCAAGAACAUGGAGUGCUCCAUGUUUGAUUUUGUUGGGGGGAUGGAACAAGUAAAGGAAUGUGGUUGCUCUUUUUGGGGUGCCUGCUCUUGCUGAAGAACACAUUGCUGGGUUUCCUACUUAGUCUGAACACUGAAACCAAGCACAGAGAUACUGUGUGUGUAUGAGUGUCACAACUCUCUCUCCCCUUGGGUUUGCUCUCAUUUAUCAGUGACAGCAGCCAAUGGAGGCAUUUUCUCACUUGGGCUGUGCAAGUGAAGCAUCAGAGACACAGGAGAACCUGUGGAUAAAAGUCUUCCAAGUGAA
Molecule: messenger RNA, 2190 nt
Organism: Haemorhous mexicanus (house finch)
Lineage: Eukaryota; Metazoa; Chordata; Aves; Passeriformes; Fringillidae
Gene: D2HGDH
Product: D-2-hydroxyglutarate dehydrogenase
Exons: 9
Coding region: 249-1820 (523 amino acids)
Cellular component (GO): mitochondrion
Molecular function (GO): FAD binding; catalytic activity
Source: RefSeq, a predicted model, not a curated record